AUGUUGAGCCAUGUGAAAAAAUGCCGCGAAAUGGUUGAGUGGCAGUCAUUGACAAUUCUCAGCAAACUGCUUAAAGGAAGGUUACAAGCAAUCAUGGCAAUCGCCGACGAACAUGUAGGAACUUUCAAUCCUGAAGAAAUGAAAACUUCCCGCAAAAAAAGCACGCGAAAGGACGAAGUGAUUUAUGUGAAGUAUGUGCGAGCACGUGAAGCACUACAGAGCCGGAUCCUAAUGAUAUCGGAAGCUUUGAAAGAGGAGCGACUGAAUUUCCUAGUGAAGAAAAAUGCGAUAGGAAUGCGCGAUUUCCGCAUAAAUCUGGAUACAUUGAAAACUCGUGUGGUGCAGGACGAGGCCAAUGUGGAGCCCAGAAGAAAAAGGAAGAAGCGCCACCAUCAAUCGAUGCGAGAGGGCCACAGGGGCAAGAAAACGAUGUGGACCAGGAGCUAUUACGACAACCGCAAGAAUUAUGAUGGAGGCGGCGAACAGAAAUAUGCAUUGCCGACCGGAUGUUUAUGUUUACAUGACACAUAUUAUUAA
This is a messenger RNA of Cooperia oncophora, 537 nucleotides long. NCBI's taxonomy places the organism in Eukaryota, Metazoa, Nematoda, Chromadorea, Rhabditida, Trichostrongylidae. The record is from the annotation of a GenBank genome assembly.